Messenger RNA from Ichthyophthirius multifiliis, 852 nucleotides. Its product is annotated as protein kinase domain protein. The transcript is spliced from 4 exons. Lineage: Eukaryota; Ciliophora; Oligohymenophorea; Hymenostomatida. Gene Ontology annotation, cellular component: cytoplasm. The record is from RefSeq and is a predicted model, not a curated record. Gene Ontology annotation, biological process: protein phosphorylation; intracellular signal transduction. Gene Ontology annotation, molecular function: protein serine/threonine kinase activity; ATP binding.
AUGUCUUCCAAUAAUCUUAAAAAUUAUUAAAUUCCUUAACAAAAAAUUAAUUCUUCUCUAACAUAAAUCCCCUCACCUAAUAUUAAUUUAGAGAAUUACUAAUUAUGCUCUUAAAUAGGCUCAGGUUCUUACGCAGUUGUAAAACUAGCAAUAAAUAAAUUAACAAAUUAAAAAGUUGCAAUAAAAAUUUACGAAAAAGAGAAACUAUGUGAUCCUCAUAAAAUGAAAAACGUAAAAAGAGAAAUCGAUAUCCUUAAUCAUACAUCUCAUCCUAAUAUAAUAAAGCUUAUUAAGGUUAUUGAUGCACCUACAACAUUAAAUCUAGUUUUAGAAUAUAUUGGAAAUAGUUCAUUAUAUAAUUAUUUGAAAUAAAAACCUAAUAGAAGAUUAUAAGAAUCUGAUGCGAGGAAAAUUUUUAUUUAAGUUAUCGAAGGAAUUAAAUAUUUGCAUAAUAAAAAUAUAAUACAUCGAGAUAUUAAACUUGAAAACUUACUUAUUGAUGAAGAUUAAAAUGUUAAAAUUAUUGAUUUUGGAUUCGCUGUUUGUAUUACUUCUGAUAGAAAGCUAACUUCUUUUUGUGGAACUCCGUCUUAUAUGGCACCUGAAAUUGUUUCUAAAACGGAUUAUUAUGGACCGCCAGUUGAUAUUUGGACAUGUGGCGUACUUUUGUUUGUUUUGUUUUGUGGAGCUUUUCCUUUUAAAGGUAUUGAUGAAAGCGAUUUAUAUAAAAAAAUUAAAGAAUGUGAACUUGAAAUUCCUUCAUAUGUUCCAAACGGAGUUAAAAGUUUAAUAAGUUUAAUACUAAAAAAAAACCCUUAAGAUAGGCUAACAAUUGAUUAAUUUUCUAUUUGA